Umbelopsis ramanniana AG is the source of this 979-nucleotide messenger RNA. RefSeq lists its product as uncharacterized. Gene Ontology annotation, cellular component: plasma membrane. Gene Ontology annotation, molecular function: GTPase activity; GTP binding; GDP binding. NCBI's taxonomy places the organism in Eukaryota, Fungi, Mucoromycota, Umbelopsidomycetes, Umbelopsidales, Umbelopsidaceae. The record is from RefSeq and is a predicted model, not a curated record. The coding region runs from base 295 to 855 and encodes 186 amino acids. Gene Ontology annotation, biological process: small GTPase-mediated signal transduction. The transcript has 7 exons.
CUGUUAAUAGGAACUCCAAAUUGGCUAUGUUCUAGUAUGCGGAUUGCCGGCUGGCUCUCCUAAAGAAUGCCAUAUUAUUGGCCACCAACCACCAAUUGGCAUUGAGAAACAUCCGUGACUUAAAUUUCAUUGGUGGUAGUAGUUAAACCGGGAAUUCUACUGAACUUUGUCGAAUUUCAUUCCACAUACUUGUGCGUUGUUGACUCCGGUAUAGUCAUUAAGUGUCUGUGUACUAAAGGUUGUAUAAUGGCCAACAUCGAUACCGCCGAUCAUAUCACGUGUAUGUAACAUUGGAUGCAAGCGAGUGCCAAAAAACUCCACAGAUCUCAAACGUCUCUUCACACGCAAAUGGCAAAUCAACAGAAAGCAAGACGCAUUGCAGUUCUUGGCUCAAGGGCAGUCGGAAAAUCAUCUUUGGUUAUUCAAUUUUGUGAGAACCAUUUUGUCGAGAGCUACUAUCCCACCAUAGAGAAUACCUUUACGAAAACUAUAAAAUACCGAGGACAUGAAUUUUCUGUUGAGAUCAUGGAUACUGCUGGACAGGAUGAAUUUUCAAUCCUCAGCUCGCAUCAGGCAACGAAUAUACAUGGCUAUGUGCUUGCGUAUUCCAUUACCUCCAAGUCAAGCUUUGAUAUGAUUAAGAUCAUUCGAGACAAAAUCCUUAAUUAUACUGGUAUGGACAAUGUACCCUGUAUCAUUGCUGGCAACAAAUCCGAUCUGAACAUACAACGGCAAGUGUCUGAGCAAGAAAGCAAAGAGUUGGCUGCUCAGUGGCAUUGCCCUAGUAUUGAAGUUUCAGCAAAGCAUAAUGAAAACAUCAGUAAGUACUUUGCUUGCAGAGGGCUCUCGCUUUAAAUAGUCAUUUGAACCUAACUGAUAUUUCUCGUCUUUAGGUAAGGUCUUCGAUCUUCUUAUUGCUGAAAUUGAGAAAGUUAACAAUCCUCCGCCUGAAGAUAAGAGCAACUGUAUUAUUUCGUAG